Dermacentor andersoni is the source of this 5751-nucleotide messenger RNA. RefSeq lists its product as uncharacterized. NCBI's taxonomy places the organism in Eukaryota, Metazoa, Arthropoda, Arachnida, Ixodida, Ixodidae. The record is from RefSeq and is a predicted model, not a curated record.
GACGGCUCCUCCCACUCCAAACGGUGGAGGAGAUGCAGAAGCAGUAAGAGAAAGCGCGCGUUGUGAUGUUGCUGUAGUAAUGGCAGUAGUAGCAGGACGGUGUUUGUAGUGACCGCCGGCGUGAGGAGUCGAUACUUUGUGUUUUCGCGGUGCCAUGUCCACCUUGCCCGUGUGUGUCUGACUGUGUGGUUACCCGCAUGACAAUGGAAUGCACCGUGCGAAGCAUGGCCGAUGCCCAACCUAGCGAAGAGCAAUCUGUUGUUCCGGAGGGACGCGUCGAAAAAGUGUGCAAGGAAUGGUUGGUGCGAGAGGAUGGCGUCCUGGCCUACCGGCUGCAGUCGCAAGAGAUCAAUCAGCGGUACAACCUGAACCGGACAAACAACCAGCUCCUGCGUGCUGAUCUCCCCGUGGCAAAGACAGUGCAACGCACUGAGGAGGAAGAGGCUGACUUCAUCCGCCGCACCUACGAAGAGAUGCUGAAGCAGCAGGAAGAGCAUGAUGCCAAGGUUGCCCUGGAGUUGCAACAGCAACUGCAGAGGGAGGCAGCCUUGCAUGCAGCUGCACAGGAGGAAGACCAGAGACUUGCUGUGGAGUUGCAGAGGAGAGAGCUGCCGAAGAAGCUGGACAGGAUAGAACGGAGACGCAGAGACAUUUUCUCACUGAAGACACUUUUAUGGGCAUAUGAUGCACUACCUUCAGUCCUGAAGAGGCUUUCAAUUGGCGAGGACAGUUCUGGUGCCUUCUUUGAUGACAGUGAAAGCAGGGAUGAGGACUUCUCGGACUUCUGCCUACAGCCACCCCCUGGACUCAGUGGGGAGGACCUCAGGAAGUUCCAAGAAGAACAGGAUGCAGAGCUAGCAAGGCUUCUUCAGGAACAGGAAACAAAGAUACCUUAUUCAUCAGUGAGACGGGGUGCAAGUGCCAAUGAUCGCCAGAUCGCUAUGGAGGCCCAAGACAGAGAGCUGGCCAAGAUGCUGCAGGACCAGGAGAAGGCACGACUGCGCAGGGCACGGGAAAGGGCUCGGCAGAAGGCUCUGCUUCAGCAGCAGCAGCAGACGUAUGUUCCCUUACAGAAUUCUAUUGAAGAGCCAAACUCCAGUGGCCAACAUGCACCUUCAGGCGAUUUGAGUGGAGAGCCCCUUGAAAAUUCAUCGGCAGCCAAGGCUGACGGAGAGCCAGUGGGUGCUGCAGCCUUCCUGGUUGGUCCGAGUGGGGUGAAGAACAUUGCCACCGAAAUUGACCCGACUUUCAGCCGUCGAAAGCCAUCGUUGGAACGUCGUGGCAGCGGACGGCGGAGCAGCUCACGUUCUCCUCACAACACCCUGGACCCUCUUGAGGGUGGCGCCGACAACACCACACCUCCUGGAACAAUCUCGGGAAGCUCAAGCACCAUAGGUGGAUCAACGUCCAGUCCAGCAUUGGCUAAUGCCUGCUACGUUGACCUGGACGAUGGCGAAGGUGCUGUGCCUCCGUACAUGCCGAUCCAGGGCCAGCGGAGGUCAAGCUCCUUCGAGAAGGGCAAGAAGGGGAAGAAAGCAAAGGAUGCAUGCAAGACGCAGUAGUUGCUCUCCCCGCAGCAGAAUAGUUGACUUGAAGAGGAGCGGCCCGUCCUGCGAUUCCUGCCAGGUCUGCUGUUCAAAAGGAGGCAGUGAUGAUUGUGUCAUCUUGUUUGGGAAUGCUGACUUCUGUAUUGUGCGAGCGCGCUUUUGUAAAAUUGGUACUGUCAGACUUGUCAGUUGGCAUGCUCUAGUUAUCUUUGCACUUGAGCAAAAGAAAAACUCUAGGUAGUCUCCACAGAGGCAGGGAAACUGCUGCCACUGUGUAGCUUUUGACACAGCCACUGGCAAGUUAGGACUUCAGGCAGCUGUACAAGAAAUUCAACCACACAGAAAACUCUCAUUGUCUCAUUUCUUUCCCUGUGGCCUCUGAUACUAUAUUUAGUAUUCUACAUCCAGAUUGUAGACAUGUCACAGUGCAAGGAAGUUGAAAAAUCCCUUCGGAGCCUUUUGUUGCUUUAUUUUUGUUAUCAAUUUUUUAAAGACAGGUGUGCCUUUUGAUAACGAACAAAAGCUGUGCUGUGAUAGAAGUUUAUCUAUCUUCAAAUUCUUUGUUGUCUUUCAUAUUGGGCUCUCUUUCUCUCUCUCAUUUUCUUAAUCUUAAGUUUUAGCAAGCAAAAAGCAAGUGGCACUGGAGGCACUGACAUAAUGCAAAACAAUAACAAACGCAAGCAUUUUUUCAAUCUCAGUACAAGUACUGUAAUUAGUCUUCAUGGCAGCUGCACAACUCAUUCUUCAGUAGUCUUAUGUGCAUAUCUUCUCAAUCCACCAUAUCCAAAUAGAGGCAAUAUCAUGGCAUGUUUGACAAGGAUCAGAGGCAGUUUGUUACUGUUGUGCCUGGAGAGGGAGUAAGCAGUUCAGAAGGUUUAAACAGAGCUGGUUGCACGGUGCUCCCUCAGUGUCCUUUGAGGGCUUUUUUGACAAGCACUUCUUGGGACAUGGCAAGAUAAAAGUGCCACUCAUCAACCCAGGGCCAACUCAAGCAGGUGCGUACUCGUUUAGCAUCCAUGUUUUUAAAGUGAGCUUGUUAAGUACAGUUUGCUGCUAGUCCCACAGUUACAAAAGAAGAAAGAGAACUACAGAUAUAUACACCCACACACACACACACACACACAUAUAUAUAUAUAUAUAUAUAUAUAUCUAUAGAUAUAUACAUGCCUUUGGCAACUGUUAUAUAGUCCCAGCAUGUAGAGAAUUGGAAGAAGCACGUCGGUGCUCUUGCACCUGAGUGGCAGGAGUACUGCUCUCCUAAGAAGCAAAGCAAAAUGCACUAAUCAAGCGGCAAGUUGUAUUACACUUUAUAAAUGCUGUGGUACAUUGCAACAGCAUCUUCAACAAGAAGUGCAGGUGGGAAAAAAAGGCGUCUUGGUCAGUGGUAGCAUGUUUUUACAAUGGGCAUGUACAUUUUAUAAAGAGUGUUGUCUUUUGAAUGUGUCAUGCAACAGUGAUUGUUGUAAAAUUUGAGUGCACUUCCUUCCUUUGUGACCCAUAACUGGUGCUCCCCUGCUGGCAACAAUUACAUGUAUGCAGUGUAGAUGACACAACUGCAGCAUGCAUUGCAUGACACAAGAUGGAAGUGCGCUUGAAGAUAGAAAUUAUUGUUGCAGUAUAAACACAUACCUUAAAAAAAACAAGAACUUAUUUGAUAGUGCUAGUGGAUUACUCCCAACAAGCUUGUGGUACAUUUGACUGGUUGCUUUCAAGUGCUUCUGCUAUGCAGUUUACAUGUGGCUGGUUGAAAUCAAGUGCUCAGAACACAUUUGCAUGGUUCAUUUAGCGCGCCAUGCUCCAGCUCAGAGCACUCGAGAGGAGCUCACACGUUUGAACUGAGAUCUGACAAAAUUCUGAUGUGGCGCCUCAAAUUGCUCUGCGAGUAGUGGAAUGUUCGGCAUGGGCAGUCUUUCUCUGGAUCCAAUGUCAACAGGCCUCUGCACUGCUGCCAAUCAUGUCAGAGUGAAGUAAACCAGUCAAAUGUACCUUUGGCAAUCUGCAAGCUGGCCAGGGCAGGUUGUGUAGUGCCACAUAGCCUUGGAGGGACACUAAAGGCAAAUAUUAAGUCAAGCUAUAGUGAUAGAUUAGUGUUCGAGGAUCUCUAAGACAUCAAUAUUAUCACAAACAGAGCCUUAAUAAUCGAUAAAUUGAAGUAAAUGCAGGACAUGAUUAGAGACUCCCCCGGGACAUUCAAGUACUUGCCCGAUGACAAAAGCACUCCUCAGUUAAAUUCUGUCACUAGUACUGAACCACUCUUUGCAAAAAACAUAUUUUAUUGCGUUAUAAGACAAAGUAAAGUGCUACUUGUCAGUUCUAUCUCAUUUUUAGAAAAAUGAACUCGUUGAAAUUAUCCUUGACAACAACGCGGGCGGUCAAAAGGUUUUGUUUUCACUCGACUCGGCGCCGCCCACGCUUUCGCGUUUCAGUAGUUUUCUUAUCGCAUAGUGCUGCGCUGGUUUUGCUGGCUCGUGAAACUCGCACAAACUGCAAGUAGCAGAGAAUUCAACUUCCAUGUGAUGUCGCUGGUGCCCGAAGGGUCUAUGGCCACUUGACCAAAAAGCAGAUGCAAUGGCGAAUCCAUCGCUCUGUCUUAGCUCAGUACCACCAUCUGUCGAGCGUCGUUUUACUCACUGACGGCAGCAAAUGGUGGUGAUGGCAUAUGCAACAUCGCCACUCCUUGGUUAGGUGGCGGGAGAUUUGAAUUUCGAAAAAGGUAUUCAGGUCCUUCAGAUGCAAUUUUCUCGUAAAGUAAGUCUUUUCUUGGCACAAAACAAGUUUUGUGAGGUUUCUGGAAUGGUAUUUAAACAGUCCAUGCCGACUUGGUGUUUGCUUUUACUGUCCCUUUAAGUUCAAAGGACAGCAGCAGCCUUGCCACUCCAGUAGCACUGAUCUCAAUUGCUAGAUAGAGCACUUCAUGUAUUUCUGUACAGGAUAACACUCAAUCCUAUUACUAUCAUACUAAGGAAGCCCCUAGUGUUUUCAGCCAUUUUUGCUGCAUCUUGCACCCAUGUUGUGUGCAACCUUUCUUGGUACCAGUAUUUUGGACACUUUAAUACCUCUUUCCUGAAAACCUUUCAUCUGUCCUCUGAAUGCUUUAUUGUAAUACCAAUAAUAUAGCUAGUGCACCACCAUGUUGAGUCAUGUGCACAAGAUAAAAAGUACAAUCAGACUGCAGUAAGUCCACUGUGCUGGUGCAGCACAUCCUUUUAAGUGAAACAUAACCAAUGCUUGCAGUGCAUGCACAUACCGUGAUCACUAGAGGGAUGUUGAUUACCAGCUGCAUGUGGAAAUUUACUCUGACGGAAAUGCAGCCUUUCAGAAGUUUUAGUGGCAUUCACGAUAUUGACAGAAAUUUCCUCAUUAAAUAUUAAGAACAGGAAUUUUUGGCUUUGGUACAAUGUAAUUGCUCCAGUUUACAUUGUGGACAUACAUUGAAGAACGUAGCACACAGACAGAUUUUUGUUAUAACUGUGUACAUUGAGCUAUUCACUGUUAAAUAUUUGCUGCUGUAGAGAUGGUACUACUAUAUAUUGUGAAUAGUGCACCUACAAAAAAAGAAAAGCUUGAGACAAGUUGUUUCAAUUUCUUUUUAUACAUUUUGCAUCACAACCAUUCACAAUAUAUACAAGCUAGGCCCUCAGAGAGUUCUUAAAAACAAAGUUCUGUAAUCUCCUCAUUAAAAUCAUAUUAACAUAAUCUACGGCACGACUCGGUGAUCGCAGCUGUGCAGUUGUCUAGUAUUGAGAUGCCAUACUAUAUUAUCUCAUAUUGUUGUGCAGCAUAAUUUUCUCUUUCAGGCUACCCCUUGCCUAUGUUUCCUUCUCUUUUUUCUGUAUUAACAGUCAUCGAAAGUAUGUGAUUUCGUAUGUACACAAAUACAUAUUCUGCCAUGAACGUGGCAAAAAAGUAUGCUCUUAAAACAUUUUAGGGUGUCAAGUUAAACACUUGCAGCCUGUUUUACUGCCGUACAACUCAUAUUUUAUUUGUGUUCAUUAUAUAAAGAGAAGUGUCACAAUAUCUCUUGAAAGAUCUUUGUUUUGUUCUUGAAUUUCUGUGACAGCUUGUUGGAAUGGCUGAGUUUGUGUAGCAUUUGAUCCUUUUUCUUCCUUCUUUCUUUUUUUUUUUUCUGAAGACGUGCUGGGCUGUUUGAAGAAAGGGCCCAAUGUGAAAACUGCCGAAAAUAAAUUGUAUUUCUGAACUGAAA